This is a messenger RNA of Sorghum bicolor (sorghum), 1395 nucleotides long. RefSeq names its product putative F-box protein PP2-B12. Bases 441 to 1280 code for a protein of 279 amino acids. Gene Ontology annotation, molecular function: protein binding. The record is from RefSeq and is a predicted model, not a curated record. Lineage: Eukaryota; Viridiplantae; Streptophyta; Magnoliopsida; Poales; Poaceae. The transcript has 3 exons.
GAUAACUUGGGCAAUAUGGCCGUUGAAAAUCAAAAUGAUUCCUUGUUUCCAACUUCCCACAAUACUUACACCUCUCAGACCAUUUGCCCUUCCUAAUUUUGAGUUGAUAACCAGUUUGUACUCUAUUGUGCCAAAGCAUCCAUAAGAAAUCCUUGAUUUUUAGGGGAAUUUUAGUUUUCCACAAACUCUGACGGCGACGGGCAAGACGACUUCCGCUCGGGACCCCGCAUGAACAUAUUUCCCCUCCGAUUCGAAUUUGGCUGGCUGUUGUAUUGUACUAUAAUCGAUUUCCUUCGCCAUGCCCAAAGCUUAGCGUUUGUCUGUGUCCGGCCGGCCCAACAAUAUUCUUGCAUUCCAUUCCAUUAGCUGUAGGCUGUAGCCCUGUCCUGUGUUGAUCUUGACUUGAUCCCCAGGACUCACGAGUCGCGUCGGGGGAACCGAUGGAGUCGACGUCGCCGCCCGCCGGCUGCGAGAUCGCGCGUCUGCCAGAUGACCUCCUGUCAGCGACGCUCGCCCGGACCGCGCCGAGGGACGCCUGCCGCGCAGCCACGGUCUCGCCGGCCUUCCGCGCCGCGGCCGACGCCGACGUCGUCUGGUCCAGCUUCCUGCCGCUCGACCUGCCCCCGCUCGCCGACGGGGAGCUCCCCGCCGAUAUGCUGUCCAAGAAGCAGCUCUUCAUGCGACUCUCCGACCCCGGCAGCCCCGUACUCCUCGCCGAUGGCCUCACGAGCAUGUGGCUGGACAGGGCGACCGGCGCCAAGUGCUACAUGCUGUCCGCCAGGAAGCUCGGAAUUGCUUGGGGCGAUACGCCGCAGUACUGGCGCUGGAUCCCCAUCACCGUCUCCAGGUUCUCGGAAGCUGCUGAACUCCAGUAUGUCUGGUGGCUGGAAAUACGUGGCAACAUCGAUAGCAAGAUGCUCUCCCAACACACAACAUAUAGUGCUUACACCGUGUUCAGAGUAGCUGAUGGGCGCCGCGGGCUUCAUUUCCCAUGCCUGGAGACGUCUGUCAGCCUCGAAGGAAGCAGCAGCAGGUCGACGCGCCGCGUCUGUCUCGACAAUGGCCACGAUGGCGCAAAUACUUGGCCGUCUAUGCGCGGCGACAUUCCUCAAGAUGCGCUCUUUCCUCGAGAGAGAGGUGAUGGCUGGAUGGAGGUGGAGGUGGGUGAGUUCCGCAGCAGUGAAGGCGACGAUGGUGAGGUUUCCAUCAGGCUUAAGGAGACGUCAGUCGCGAAGAGUGGCCUUGUUGUCCUGGGCAUUGAGAUUAGACCUAAGGUCUAAGGAGCAAGUGGUUUGAUGAGAACCUUGAUUGUGUGAGUAAAUAAUGGAUUGAGAAAUUAAUAUUGUAAGUAUUUAUUACUAGAUGAAUUUCUCGCGCGUUGCCGUGAGUUUUGGA